Messenger RNA from Pseudozyma flocculosa PF-1, 774 nucleotides. RefSeq lists its product as uncharacterized. The coding region runs from base 1 to 774 and encodes 257 amino acids. Gene Ontology annotation, cellular component: mitochondrion; mitochondrial intermembrane space. NCBI's taxonomy places the organism in Eukaryota, Fungi, Basidiomycota, Ustilaginomycetes, Ustilaginales, Ustilaginaceae. The record is from RefSeq and is a predicted model, not a curated record. The transcript has 4 exons.
AUGUCGUGGUACUCGCCCAACAUGGCCGCAGCGGCGUCGUCGUCCCGCUCCCACCCAGGACCCGCCACGGCGCCAUCGCCUUCCGACCUGUCCAGCGGCGGUCAAAUCCCGCUAGGCUCGGCAGCACUCGAUGUGCCCCCGACGCCGACCAACGUCAAGAACCUCACGCCCAACACGUGCCUCGCAAUCGUCGAGUUCAAAGAUCUUCUCAGACAGCAUCGACAGGUAGACGAUACGAUCACGACGCGGCUCAACCGGCAUCUGGCGCGCUCGCGGGAUCAGGGGUACCUCUCUUCCCCCUCGCUCCUCUCGUCGUCGUCGCCCCUCUCGGCGUCCAACGCCGCCGACUUGGGCCAGAGCACGUACUCGACCGUGCCCGAGCAGGCGUGCGCCCAGUUCUGGAAGGAGCUCCUCGACGUCUGGAAGGGGAGGGAGGACGUAGUCCGGUACUGCAUCGGCGUGGCCGACCAGGCCCGAGGCCCCAGACCCUCGGGAACCGAAAGCAAGCUCGAUGCCGACUACACGCCGACGCCGACGCAGGCGAGGUGGGGGAGGGGAGAGGAUCAGAGCGAGUUCUUGACGAGACAGAUGCGCAACGAGUUGGCCGUAGAAUCCAUCAUCCGCAAGCGAUCCCUCGAAGCCUUCAAGUCCCGCUGUCGCUUUUUCCAGCCCUCGCCGCCUCCCGGUCCAGAGGGCGACAGGGAACGCGCAAUGUGGCUCGGCCGCGACACGCCCGCUGCCGUCGCGAGCGCAGCGGGCGUCUCGAGACCUUGA